Pyrenophora tritici-repentis Pt-1C-BFP is the source of this 429-nucleotide messenger RNA. RefSeq lists its product as uncharacterized. Lineage: Eukaryota; Fungi; Ascomycota; Dothideomycetes; Pleosporales; Pleosporaceae. The record is from RefSeq and is a predicted model, not a curated record. Gene Ontology annotation, molecular function: hydrolase activity.
AUGCCUCUCUUCACACCCCAGUUCCAGAUCGUUUCCGACCUCCAUCUAGAAACACCACUAACGACGCCACAAUACACCUCCUUCCGUCUCAAUUUCCAAGCCAACAACCUAAUCCUCCUCGGCGACAUAGGCCUCGUCGUGAACUGCAGAUUAUUCGACUUCCUACGCCGCACGCUAGAGCAGAACAGAGGAUGUCGCGUAUUCUACAUACUAGGAAACCACGAACCCUACCAAACCACGUACGAGCAGGCGCACGGAUUACUGCGCGAUUUCGAACAAGACGCUAAGGAAGCUUUCGGCGGUCGCUUCAAGUUUCUCUGUCGCGAUCGCUACGUCGUGGAUAAGAAUAUUACCAUCUUAUGUGACGGUUUGGGCCUUGCCAAGACCUACUCAGGUGCGAGUUGGUUCCUCGAUAGCUAUACAAUGUAA